GACUUUAGCUAGUUCUGUCCUUAGUUUUUCUUCAUCAACCCUUCCUGCCAAAAUGACAUCCAUGUAUUUACACUCAACCAAUUUUAAGAUUUCUAUUUUGUCCAUCACAACAGUGACAUUUCUACAGACUGCUUCAUUUUGUAUAACACAUUGAGAUCCUUUUGAUGCAAUUUUGAUUCAGACACAUACAUGAUGGAGGCCUCUGCAUAUAUCACUGAUGUAUAUAAGUAGAAAAGGUCAUAUGGAAUCUUGUGUAAUUGUUAUUGUGCAAAUUUGAAGGUUUGAUUGCAUUCCAUUAACUCUGAUGCUCCGUUCUGUUUCUUUUUUGUUUUUUAACUCAACCAGUUCAUAGCUUUCGUGGAGAAGAUGCAUUUUCAAAUUUUGUUUAUGUUCAUCUCAUGAUUCAUUGUGUCAACGGCUUCUUUUCAUACCUAGAAAGACUGCUCCAACUACUUUGUUAUCAUCUAAAGAUCUUUUAGUGAUGUUGGUAGGGUAGGAAGUAACCAACCCUGCUGACUCUCCUUAGCAAAUAAAAAAAGCUUUUUUUUGGCUCAAGGAGUCUACAUUUGUUAGUGUUCAGAGAGGAACACUGUCUGGUGUAAUGUUACUUUUAGCAGCCUUUGAUAUUAAUUUUAUCUGAAUAUCUGAAGAGAUUAUGUAAGAAUAUUACAGCAGGUAUUGUGGUGAUGUACUUUAAAGUCAAGUCCUUUUCCAUAUUCUUAUGUGAUUGCAAAAUUGCAUAAUCCCACUCCUUCUGAUCCCAGUGUGCUAAAUAUCAGGGUCGGAGCUGAAACAAAUGUUUUGUAAUCAUUUUAUUUGUCAAUUUCCUGAUAAUUAAGGUCAAAUUGUGGUUUAAUAGUCCCAUCACAAGAUGACAGGUUUUUGUUACGCUCAUAGGGUUUAUGAGUGAAAAUUAAAAUGAUGAGCUCACUCUGUUCUUGCAUUUAUCUUGUGGGAGUUUUGGGCACUUGAUGUAAAAUAUAUUUGAAUGCAGUUGUUUUUAAUUUAUUUAGCAAUUCAGGUUAUGCUAAAAUUGCCAACAUUAGUGAUUUUGUUGUAUUUAAGAAAUUCAUCUAUCUUGAUAAAAAUGACUCAUUAAAACAUGGAACAACAAAAGAAAAGUUCGUCUUUGGCAAAAAAAUAAAAAAUAAAAAUACUUCAGUCAAAUAAUCCAAUUCAUUUGUGUGUGAAUUAAUUUUAGAGUACUUGAGGAUGCCUCUGAUAUAAAUGAGAACUCUCAUUAUUUUCUUGAUUGUAUUGUCUAAGGCAGGCAUGACGUGGAACAUUAAUUCAACAAUAUAAUGAAGAGUUUUAAUUUUUGUGGAGUUCCACUGACAUAUCAAUGAUCCAGAAAGAAUGAAAACUUAAGUGAGUUUUUUUUGUGCAUUUGUUUAUUUAAAAAGUGGAACUUUUUAUCCUAAGUUAAACUUAAAGGAUACAUGUUUACCAGGAUCAUUUUCAGUUAAUCAAAAGCUCUUUUGAAGGUGAUUGUCUUUGUCUUUAUUAAUAAUAAAGAAGUAAUAGGCCAUGUUAACCUUUAAGAAUGUCUACUUUAAUCCGCAUGGUGCUCAUUGUGGACUCUAAGUGACGCUGUUGGUCAAUGCAUGUCUUCUAAAAUGUUACAUCACAUUCUCCCCCCUUGUUACUGUGGCCAAUGAGAGGAGAGCCUACAGUUUCCCUCAUCUGUGCGGACAAUCACAGCAUUAAAGACACUUCAACGAAGAAAUAGGAAAGGAUAUUAAAAAGCUACAACUCUUUUUUUUAUUAUUUUUUUCAUUUUCACACAAAAAACGCUGUUUUAUCGUUUUACAACAUUCUUUAUUAUUUUUGCUUGUUUCGGCUUUUGCCAUGGCUUGUGGAAAACGGCAUAGGGGCUGGGUGAAAUGGCGUGAUGGAUUCGGACAGAAAUUAUUUCAUUUUUUUCUCCUGUGUCACCUCAGCCCUGUUGUUACCGGACAUAUCAGAUAUUCGAUCCCAGAGGAAAUGAAGAAAGGCUCACUGAUCGGUAAUGUAGCACAAGACCUCGGUUUGGAUCUGAAAAGACUGCGUUCCGGUCAUGCCCGUAUCGUGAGUGGAGAAAGCAUCCAGUACACCGAGCUGAACGCGGACAAAGGGAUAUUAGCAGUAAAGGAGAGAAUCGACCGAGAGCAGCUUUGUGGCGACACGACACCGUGCAGUUUCAGUUUUGAGAUGAUUUUAGAGAAUCCUAUGGAGCUGCAUCAGAUUACGGUAGAGAUUACAGAUAUAAAUGAUCAUUCGCCCAUAUUUGAAACCGAUCAAAUCAAUUUUGACAUUAGCGAGUCGGCUACAACUGGAGCGCGUUUUUCAUUAACUCGUUCAGAAGACCCCGAUGUGGGUGUGAACGGUUUGAGAGAAUAUUUACUGAGUGAAAAUGAUCACUUUGUUCUCAAGCAACAUUCAAAUGCAGACGGAAAGAAAUACGCAGAGAUGGUGCUUCAGAAGCCUUUAGACAGAGAAGCAAACCCGAAUCUGUCGCUGAAACUGAUCGCUGUGGACGGAGGAACACCUCAGAGAUCUGGCACCGUAAAUAUUAAUGUCGCUGUUCUUGAUGCUAACGAUAAUGCGCCUGUUUUCAAUCAGUCAGUGUAUAAAGCUGUGGUGACGGAAAUGUCUCCUAAAGACACUUACGUCACCACUGUUAAUGCUAGCGACGCAGAUUUCGGGUCCAACAGUAUCAUCACGUACCAUUUUUCAGAUCACAAAAGUGGUCUAAAUAAUUUAUUUCGGAUGGAUGAAAUUACUGGAAUGAUUUACAUAAAUGGUGACAUUGAUUAUGAAAAAGAAAAAAAGUUCGAACUAAGAAUUGAUGCAAAAGAUCAGGGCGGAUUGACAGAUUCCAGUAAAGUGAUUAUUGAAGUGAUUGAUGUAAAUGAUAACGCCCCUGUCCUAAGCGUGAUGUCAUUCACUAAUACCGUGUCAGAGGAUUCUCCUCCUGGAACAACUAUUGGUAUAAUUAAUGUAAAAGACCUGGAUUCCGGUGAUAAUGGACAGGUGAGCUGUAGAAUUGACGGGAAUGCGCCUUUUAAAAUGAAAUCAAAUCUAAGAAAAUAUUACACUCUAAUAACAGAUUCUGUAUUAGACCGAGAAACAGUUUCAGAAUAUAACGUCAGUGUUAUUGCUACAGAUGGUGGGAUACCUCCUCUCUCAGCCCAAAUUACGUUUAAUUUAAAAGUUUCUGAUGUGAAUGACCACGCUCCAGUUUUUUCACAAACAGUUUACAGAGCCUUUAUAAAAGAGAAUAACUCCCCGGGUUUGCCUUUUAUUACGCUGAAAGCCAAAGAUCCUGAUGAGAACCAAAAUUCUCGUAUAUCCUAUAUUUUAGAGGACACGAAUAUUGGCGGUUCUCCAGUAUCUAGAUAUGUUUCCGUAAAUUCAGAAACUGGAGUCGUACAGGCAAUUGGCACAUUUGAUUAUGAACAGAUUAAAGAGAUCGUUUUUGUUGUCAAAGCGCAGGAUGGAGGCUCUCCUCCACUCAGCAGCAACGCGACUGUGACAUUAUUUAUCCAGGACCAGAACGAUAAUCCCCCUCAGGUUCUGUAUCCAGUCCAGACUGGUGGCUCCAUGGUGGCUGAAAUGGUUCCUCGUUCAGCAGAUGUGGGCUACCUGGUGACUAAAGUGGUGGCUGUGGAUGUGGACUCUGGACAGAAUGCCUGGCUCUCCUAUAAACUACAGAAAGCCACAGACAGAGCGCUGUUUGAAGUGGGCUUACAGAAUGGAGAAAUAAGAACUAUCCGUCAGGUGACUGAUAAAGAUGCUGUGAAACAAAGACUGACUGUCAUAGUGGAGGACAACGGGCAGCCCUCUCGUUCAGCUACAGUCAGUGUUAACGUGGCGGUGGCGGACAGCUUCCCUGAAGUGUUGUUGGAGUUCAGUGAAUUUCCACACGAUAAGGAAUACAAUGACAAUCUGACUUUCUACUUAGUGUUGGCUCUGGCUGUGGUUUCCUUCCUCUUCAUCACGUGUUUAGUGGUUAUUAUAUCAGUGAAGAUCUACAGAUGGAGACAGUCUCGCAUCCUGUAUCACUCCAGCCUCCCUGUGAUUCCAUAUUAUCCACCUCGUUACUCUAGACACUAUGGGAACAGGAACUCUGCCACACGUGUACAAUUACGAGGUGUGCAGAACAACUGACUCUAGAAAGAGUGACAUUAAGUUCGGAAGAGCUGCUAGUCAAAACAUACUGAUGAUGGAUCCCAGUUCUACCGGGACUAUGCAGAGGAUACAGAGUGAGAAGAGCAUCCUGGAUGAACCCGA
Molecule: messenger RNA, 4272 nt
Organism: Xiphophorus hellerii (green swordtail)
Lineage: Eukaryota; Metazoa; Chordata; Actinopteri; Cyprinodontiformes; Poeciliidae
Product: protocadherin gamma-A11-like
Biological process (GO): homophilic cell-cell adhesion
Cellular component (GO): plasma membrane
Molecular function (GO): calcium ion binding
Source: RefSeq, a predicted model, not a curated record